Molecule: messenger RNA, 866 nt
Organism: Ananas comosus (pineapple)
Lineage: Eukaryota; Viridiplantae; Streptophyta; Magnoliopsida; Poales; Bromeliaceae
Product: polyadenylate-binding protein 2
Molecular function (GO): RNA binding
Source: RefSeq, a predicted model, not a curated record
GAGAUCGAGGACAUGAAGAAGCGGUUGAAGGAGAUCGAGGAUGAGGCUGGUGCACUCCGCGAGAUGCAGGCGAAGGUGGAGAAGGAGAUGGCCGCCGCUGGUCAAGAUUCUUCAAGUGCUGCUGUAACGCAAGCUGAGAAGGAGGAGGUUGAUUCACGUUCAAUUUAUGUUGGUAAUGUUGACUACGCUUGCACCCCGGAGGAAGUACAGCAGCAUUUCCAAUCCUGUGGCACUGUAAACCGUGUUACGAUUUUAACUGACAAGUUUGGUCAACCCAAGGGAUUUGCCUAUGUCGAGUUUGUUGAAGUUGACGCUGUUCAAAAUGCUCUCCUUUUAAACGAAUCGGAACUGCAUGGCCGUCAGUUGAAGGUGUGUGCUAAAAGAACCAACAUUCCAGGAAUGAAACAGUACAGGGGUCGGCGACCAUCUCCUUAUGGGACUUUUCGAUCUCGACGGCCUUACAUGCCACCCCCUUUUUAUUCACCUAUGGGAUAUGGGAAGGCUCCACGGUUUAGGAGGCCCAUGCGCUACAGGCCGUACUAUUGAAUUAUGUGUUUUACUUCACUGUCAACCCUCCAAGACAUUUAGUAGGGUGGCAGGUGAUCAGCUUGAAGUUUCAAUUUGUUGUGUAUUUGCUGCAGUGAUCUAUUUAACACGGAACUUCUAUUACUGCACGUAAUAGCUGAAGCCAUAAAUUCUUUUUGCAGUUUGUCUUUUCUCUUAACUAAUCUAUGAAGCAAUCAUUUGUUGUUGACAUCCGACUUGCUUAUUGGCCAGAACUUUCAAACCAGCCAUCAUGGCAUCAAUUCACAUCAGUUGUAGUGGUCAAGUGUUAGUAUACUUUUGAUUAUAACGGAUCGGCACUA